Messenger RNA from Naegleria gruberi, 1431 nucleotides. RefSeq lists its product as uncharacterized. Bases 1 to 1431 code for a protein of 476 amino acids. Gene Ontology annotation, molecular function: acetylesterase activity; monoacylglycerol lipase activity. Gene Ontology annotation, biological process: sperm capacitation; medium-chain fatty acid catabolic process; medium-chain fatty acid biosynthetic process. NCBI's taxonomy places the organism in Eukaryota, Heterolobosea, Eutetramitea, Acrasida, Naegleriidae. The record is from RefSeq and is a predicted model, not a curated record. Gene Ontology annotation, cellular component: sperm flagellum; sperm plasma membrane. The transcript has a single exon.
AUGUCAUCAGAAACAGCAAUGAAUAAUUCAAAUAAUGAUGAUUAUGAAGAUGAUGAUUAUCUUGGAGAGGGAGAGGAUUUACAAGACAAUCAUGAUAAUAACAACACAUCCGAGAGAAAGAAAUUCAACUUUCAAUCACUUGUAAAAUUAUGUCCAUCAAUGACUGGUAAUCUAUUGACUGAGAACUCUGCAGAUUUUCUCAAAUUAUUUAACAAUGAUCCAAUCAAACAGCAAAUGGUCAAUCAAGCUAAUAACACUCUUCACAACAAACCUUGGUCUUUCAAUACGAUAUUGUUUGGACCAAAUUCGUUUGAUCAGACUUGUCUGUAUCGAUAUCCAAUGUUUUUUGGAUGGUCUGGUUAUGCUCAAUCAAUAAUCUCUCGGUUUAUGAAGGGAAGUUUGUGGAAUUUAAUAUUUAACAGAUUGAAUUCAAAGAAUGUUGAAGGAAAAUUCAAGAAUUGGACAAGUAAACAGAUUACAAUUGAUAGGGAUGGAAUGAAAUACUACUUUACUGUAUUGGAAAGAAAGAAAAUGAAUGAGAAUAGAGAGAAGGAAAUUUCCUUCUUUAUUGUUCCAGACAUUGAUGGAGCUUUUGGAACAAAUACUCCAUAUAUUGAUAAUUUUGUAAAUUACGUUUGUGGAGAAUCCAAUCCUUUGAAAUUGGCCGAACACACCAAGAGUUCAUUCAAGAGAUUAAUCAUUUACAAUAGGGAGGGAAGAGAUUCCACAUUGAAAAUUAUCAAUCCAAAUGAAUUCAUCAUGCUAGGAAAUGCUUCAGGAUUAUCUGAAUGUCUAGCUGAUUUGAAGCAAAAAUUGGAUUUGAAUGAAAAGUUAUUUGGAGUUGGUUGGGGGUUUGGAGCCAAUUUACUAUUGAAAUCACUUUCAUUGAACAAGGAAUUAGUCAAUCAAUUAUUUAUUGGAGCUAUUUCCGUAUCAAAUCCAUUCGAUAUUCACAAAUGUUUCAAGAAUUUCAAUAAUAAUUUCAUUUACAACCACUUACUUCAUUCCAUGAAAAAGAUUGUCGAACUCAAUUGGUCAACUUUCCAAGAUUCCAAACUUGACCUGAAAUCCAUACUAAACUCCACCACCAUUUCACAAUUUGACAAUCAAUUUACCAUGAAAUUAUUGCCAAACACCAAUCAAGAUCUUGAUGAUUUCUACAAGGAACAAAGUUCUUGCAAAAUUCUCUCCAAUGAAAUCCAAAUCCCAAUUCUUGCAAUUCAUGCCAAUGAUGAUCCCUUGUGUGCGCCAUCGGUUUUCAACAACACGGUCAUGCCUGCCUGCCUGUACGGAGAUAACAUUCUCCUCAUUAAGACACUUAAGGGAGGAAAUAGAGCAUUCUUCUCAUCGGGCUACAUGUUGUUCAGUGCUAAUAUUUCAUUUGAUGAGAGAAUUAUUUUUGAUUUUAUUGAAACUCUUCCAAAACUUUAA